AUGUAAUAAUAUGUAAUAAUAGAAAAUGUAAAGGUUGUAUACACGAAAUAACAUAUCACGUUCCGUUUAAUAAAAAUAUCAAAACCUGUUUAAUAACAAUCGUGGCAUAAAAUAUAUUAAAAUGGGACGAAAAGCUAAGUUUGAUGACACGACUCCGUCGAGUGGUCAUGGAAGAAAAGCAAAGAAGCAAGGUGAUCCAACGUUUCCAAGGGAAUUACUAGGAAAAGAGUUAAGUCAUAGACAGAAGCAACGAGCAAGGAAGAGAUUAUUAAAGAAACAAAAGUUAGACGAAAAAGUAAGGAAAUUACAGAAAAAGAAUGGCGAGAAGGUGGAGGACGCCGUAACCGAAGACGAUAUAAAAAAUACCUCAAAACUAUUAAAAAUAAAGAAGAAGAGGAAAUCUCUUAAAGAAGGACCAAGAAAUGACAGUUUCAGUCGUAAAAAUGAUCAAAUGCAGUUUGACAGUGAUAUUAAUAUGUCUGAUAACGAAGGAGUGAUACAAGACGAGCAACAAAAGAUUAAAAGAAAGAAAUUACUUGACAAUGACACAGAUGAUGAGACUGAUAAAGGAUCCAGUGACAAUGAAGAAUAUGGUCAAAAUGGAGAAAUGGAUUACGAGGAAGUAGAUCAAAGUGAGGAAGAUGAUGAUAGUUCUAAUAACGACGAUGUUGAUCUACUUCCUAUCGAAGAAGCAAAUAAGAAGUUGAAAAAGAAGCAAGAAGAAGAACAAAAGCUAGCAGAAGAGGAAAUGCAUGAUAUGACCUUACAACAAUGUGUCUUUACUUUUCCCACUAAAGAAGAGCUUGCAGAUGUUACUAAUCUGAAAGAUGUACAACAACGUAUAAAAGACGUUGUUAUGAUAUUGUCUGAUUUUAAAAGGUUGCGCGAUACAAAUAGAUCGCGUACUGAGUAUAUGGACCUUCUUAGAAGUGAUUUAUGUACGUACUAUAGUUAUAAUAAUUUCUUGAUGGAAAAACUGAUACAAAUAUUUCCACUGGAUGAGUUAUUAGAAUUUUUGGAAGCAAGUGAAGUCCAGAGGCCUAUGACGAUACGAACGAAUGUAUUGAAAACACGUCGUCGCGACUUAGCUGAGGCUUUGAUCAACAGAGGGGUCAAUUUAGAUCCUAUUGGCAAAUGGACAAAAGUUGGAUUAGUGAUUUAUUCGUCGCAAGUUCCUAUGGGUGCGACACCAGAGUAUUUAGCGGGACAUUACAUUCUUCAGGGUGCAUCUAGCUUCUUACCUGUUAUGGCUUUGGAUCCUAAGGAAAACGAGAGGGUUCUUGAUAUGUGUGCCGCGCCCGGAGGAAAAUCAUCGCACAUAGCAGCACUUAUGAAAAACACAGGUGUACUCUUCUCAAACGAUGUAAACGAAGAAAGGAUAAAAGCAGUUGUCGGCAAUUUUCACAGACUUGGCAUCACGAAUUCAGUCGUUUGUACUUACGAUGGGCGAAAGUUACCAACAGUGAUUAAAGGUUUCGAUAGAGUAUUAUUAGAUGCACCAUGCACUGGUACUGGUGUUGUAUCAAAAGAUCCAAGUGUUAAGACAAACAAAGAUGAAGUAGAUAUACAGCGUUGUUGUACAUUACAAAAGGAAUUACUUUUGGCGGCUAUAGAUUGUGCUAAUGCACGUUCGGAAUCCGGUGGGAUUAUCGUUUAUUCUACGUGUUCGAUUCUUCCGGAAGAGAAUGAAUGGGUUAUUGAUUUUGCUCUUAAGAAACGUGAUGUUAAAUUAAUACCGACUGGACUGGAAUUUGGCGCCGAAGGUUUUACCAGUUAUAGACAAUACAGAUUUCAUCCUUCGUUGAAAUUAACAAAACGAUUUUAUCCCCAUGUGCAUAAUAUGGACGGAUUUUUUGUGGCGAAAUUAAAAAAAUUCUCCAAUAUUGUUCACAAAAACAAAGAUGCAGAGGAAGGCUCUUUUGAUUAAUGGUCGUUUUUAAAAUAAAUUAAUUAAUAAAUUAAUAAAUUUUAUAAUGUAACAUUUGGAAAAAUGUUGUCCAAGCAAUUUAAAUAUAUUAAAAAUAUAUAAUUUGUCUGUACAGAUUUUAUAUUUUACAUUAACUUUAUAUAUAAAUUACUUCCAUAGUUACAGCGUUAUAUUUCAGAUUAUACAUUGCUUGUAUAUUAAUUAAAAGCGUAAACAGCUAUUUUAAUCGUCAUAUAAAA
This is a messenger RNA of Bombus pascuorum, 2166 nucleotides long. RefSeq names its product probable 28S rRNA (cytosine(4447)-C(5))-methyltransferase. The transcript has 7 exons. The record is from RefSeq and is a predicted model, not a curated record. Lineage: Eukaryota; Metazoa; Arthropoda; Insecta; Hymenoptera; Apidae. Gene Ontology annotation, molecular function: rRNA (cytosine-C5-)-methyltransferase activity; RNA binding. Gene Ontology annotation, biological process: rRNA base methylation; maturation of LSU-rRNA. The coding region runs from base 122 to 1927 and encodes 601 amino acids. Gene Ontology annotation, cellular component: nucleolus.